Macrosiphum euphorbiae (potato aphid) is the source of this 972-nucleotide messenger RNA. The record is from the annotation of a GenBank genome assembly. Lineage: Eukaryota; Metazoa; Arthropoda; Insecta; Hemiptera; Aphididae.
AUGACGUAUACAGAUUUUGAAAAAACAGAAUUGUUGAUUUUUGAAGUCCAAAAGCAUAAUGUGUUAUGGAACAAAAAGCAUAAAAAAUACAAAGAUAGGCUUGUAGGAGCCAAAGCAUGGGCAGAGGUUUCAAAAGCUACAGGAAUAACUGCCAAUGAAGCGAAAAAAAGGUGGCGAAAUUUAAGGGAUCAGUUUAAAAAAGAACUAAAAAAAGUAAAAAAACCGAGAUCAGGAUCGUCUCAAGAUGGCCAAGAAAAAUACCACGGGAAAUGGUCUUAUUUUAUGCCUAUGCAAUUUUUGAAAGACAUAGAGACACCUAGAAAUACGUCGGGUACAUUUUCUAAUGAUGACGACGACGAUGAUAUUGAGGUAGGGCGUUCAUACGAACAUAAAUCAGAUUCUAAUGGAGACACAGAAGAUGAGGAAGAUAUUGAUAAGGAUACGACACAUAGUAUUGAAGGUAUGGAUUCAUUAGUACCUCAGAAUGACGCACAAACACAAAUGACGAGAAAUAAUUCUCCUAUUGCCGAGUUAAACAGCUCAAAGAGUGCAAAAACAAGUGGACAAAAAAAAAUGAAAAAAAAGGAGGAUGAAAUAAGUUUCGAACAACAAUUACUGCAACUCGAAAAAACAAAAAUUGAAGCUUUUAUUGACUCAUCACGGAAUGCAGUAAAAGACGACGAGGACAUGUAUUUUUUAAAAUCAAUUCACCCUUAUUUCGGUAACAUGACUCCAUUACAAAAAUUAAGAGUAAGAACACAAAUUCAAGAGGUUAUCAUGAGAGAACUGUCUGUACCAUCAUCUCAACCUAUGAAUAACAAUUUAACUUAUUCUUAUCAAUAUCCAAUACCUGUACAACCCAUGCAAUCAUCACAACCUAUUCCAUUCCCACCCAUUCAUCAUCCUAUGCAAUCUUUAGCGACUGAACAGUCUUUAUCACUACAAACUGAUCCACCAAAUUAUAACACAUAA